This is a messenger RNA of Hemicordylus capensis (graceful crag lizard), 2504 nucleotides long. Its product is annotated as leukocyte elastase inhibitor-like. The record is from RefSeq and is a predicted model, not a curated record. The transcript has 7 exons. Gene Ontology annotation, biological process: negative regulation of endopeptidase activity. The coding region runs from base 562 to 1704 and encodes 380 amino acids. Gene Ontology annotation, molecular function: serine-type endopeptidase inhibitor activity. Lineage: Eukaryota; Metazoa; Chordata; Lepidosauria; Squamata; Cordylidae.
CGUGCCACCGAACGGUGUUGGCUGAGGCACUGUGCUUCUUUCUUCCUGUGGCCGCUGGAGAAUCCGCGGCCUGCAACCCAACCUUCGAGCAAUCAAUCAGUCCAGUGCCUACGCCCUGCGGCUGCUGCCUUCGUGGGAGAACGGACUCAUUGCAGCCCUAGUCGGUCUUCAGCAAUUGGCCACUGCCUCUGCCUUGGAACGUCGUCGGGCUUGUCCGGUAAGAAAGACACCCCUCGCUCAUUCGCUGCUGCUGGCGUCUCUCAGCACAGCAGCGGAGAAAAGGGGGGACGGACGAACAACGUCGUUGUGUUAUUAUUGUUGAGCUUCGGAGGAGGGCGUGAAGAGCGCCUAACGAGACCACAGCGCUGUGCCCGCCGCUUCGGAAGAACUGGUUGCCUGCUGCUUCUCUGGAGGGCGUCUCCAAACUUGGGCUGGUGCUCUCGGCGUUUCUGGCUUCUUCCGCGCUGCCUCCUUUUCCCCUCUGGGCACUAGCGAAGGAGAGAAAGCGAAAGUGACCAUUUAGCGUGUGGCUGAGCUGAGGAAAACUCCGAGAUCUUCACCAUGGAUAAACUAACUAAUACGAACACCCACUUUGCUCUUGAUCUCUUCCAAAAGUUCUGCGAGGCCAACCCAACUGGAAAUAUCUUCUUUUCCCCACUUAGCAUAUCUGCUGCACUUGCCAUGGUCUUCUUAGGGUCCAAAGAUAACACGGCAGCACAACUUGCAAAGACUUUUCACUUUGAUUCAGUUGAAGACCUUCAUUCAAAAUUCCAGGCACUCAAUGCUGAAAUUAACAGGAGUGAUGCAACAUACAUAUUGAAGCUUGCUAAUAGGUUGUAUGGAGAAAAGACCUACACCUUUUUGCAAGAUUUCUUGACAAGUACUCAGAAGCUGUACGGAGCUGAAUUAUCCACAGUGGAUUUCCUCAAUGCUGCAGACAGUGCACGAAAGCAAAUUAACCAGUGGGUUGAAAAGCAAACUGAAGGUAAAAUACCUGACUUGCUCUCUGAAGGCUCAGUUAAUGAACUGACCAAGCUGGUUCUGGUGAAUGCUAUCUACUUUAAAGGCAGCUGGGCAGAGAAAUUUCGAGAGGAAGACACAGAAGAUAUGCCUUUUAGACUCAGUAAGAAGGAAAAAAAGACUGUGAAGAUGAUGUUUAUGAAAAAGAAGCUUCCUCUUGGGUACAUACCUGAGUGUAAGUGCCGUGUGCUGGAACUUCCUUACAAGGGAAAAGAUCUUAGCAUGAUUAUCCUUCUACCUGAUGACAUUGAUGAUAACUCCACUGGCCUGGAACAGCUGGAGAAGCAGCUCACCUUAGGAAAGCUCCAAGAAUGGACACAACCAGGGAAGAUGUAUUCCAACUCUGAAGUUUAUGUGCAUCUGCCUAAAUUUAAGCUGGAAGAGAACUACGAUCUUAAAUCACAUUUAUCAGCAUUGGGACUGGUGGAUGUCUUUGACAGUGGCAAAGCCAAUUUGUCUGGAAUGUCAGGAGCCAGAGACCUCUUUGUGUCCAAAAUAGUUCACAAGUCAUUUAUAGAGGUGAAUGAAGAAGGUACAGAGGCGGCAGCAGCAACUGCUGCUAUGAUUAUGUUUUGUAGUUUGCCUAGGGAAGAGAAUUUUAAUGCUGACCAUCCAUUCCUCUUUUUAAUCCGUCACAACCCAACAAAAAGUAUACUUUUCUUUGGUCGAUUUGCUUCUCCUUGAAAAGUAAAAAAUAAAUUGCAGCAACACAAGUUAGAUCUUAGAGCCCACUUACAUAAAAAAUCAAUGUUGUUUCUUCAUUUUACUUGAUAUAGAAGCUAGCCUGGAGGAGAACUUUUAAGAUGCUUGUAACAAAAACAUUCCUUUUUUCAGCUUGGAUUCUCUCUUGCUCCUUUGUUGAUUCGGGUAGCAAUUUUUGACACACCCCUGUACCCUAAACUUUCCUUGUAACACCCCUCAGAUAUUAAUUACGUCAAUAAAGGUGGCCCAUUGAAGGAUGUUGCUGCAAAGCUCAACAUGGUAUAAUUUGGGGCAGUUAUGCAAUACAGGUCUUUUCUUAAUGUGGAUUAUUGAUUGUGGUAUGAUGUGAUUUCUCUUACACCCCCUUUUUGCUCUAGUGAUUUCUAGUUGUACUCAAACCAGAAAACGAUUAUUUGUUUGGUAAGGGCUGUGCUUUUAGAGGCUAUCAAGUUAUUUGGUAUCUGCCUGAGGAGCUGAAGAAGUUUCCUACAAGGAUAUAGGCUUGAAGAUUAAAUAACAUUUCAUAAGGAAUCAUAUACUUUGGAAGCUUAUCUAUGUACUGUUGCAAAGUGUGCUCAAAGGGCAUUUUGUGUCAUUCUCCAUAUAGGCUCAUAUGGUGCUUCUCGUUUGGGGAGUUAAGUGAUGGCACUAAUAUGAAUGUUCUUUAAAUACUUAGCCUGUCUGCUGACACAUUAAUUUUGAUUUUGGUGUUCUAUAUAAACUGCAUUUAAAGAUGUGACCUAUUGUUGAUGGAGGCAUAUUAAAAUGUUAGAAAAAGCUGA